This is a messenger RNA of Euleptes europaea (tarantolino), 820 nucleotides long. RefSeq names its product tetraspanin 3 (gene TSPAN3). The transcript has 7 exons. Bases 24 to 785 code for a protein of 253 amino acids. Gene Ontology annotation, biological process: regulation of vascular endothelial growth factor signaling pathway; protein maturation; protein localization to plasma membrane. Lineage: Eukaryota; Metazoa; Chordata; Lepidosauria; Squamata; Sphaerodactylidae. The record is from RefSeq and is a predicted model, not a curated record. Gene Ontology annotation, cellular component: membrane.
GGCGGGCAGCGUUGGCGGCGGCCAUGGGGCAGUGCGGCAUCACCUCCUCCAAGACCGUCCUCGUGUUCCUCAACCUCAUCUUCUGGGCGGCUGCGGGCAUCCUGUGCUACGUGGGCGCCUACGUCUUCAUCACCUACGAUGACUACGACCAUUUCUUCGAGGACGUCUACACGCUCAUCCCUGCCGUGGUCAUCAUAGCCGUGGGGACCCUCCUCUUCAUCAUCGGCCUCAUCGGCUGCUGCGCCACGAUCCGAGAGAGCCGCUGUGGGCUUGCCACGUUUGUGAUCAUCCUCCUGUUGGUUUUUGUCACGGAAGUGGUGGUCGUGGUUCUGGGCUACAUCUACCGAGCAAAGGUGGAAGAUGAAGUCAAUCACAGUAUUACGAAAGUGUACGACGCAUACAAUGGGACGAACCCAGAUGCUGCCAGCCGCGCUAUCGACUACGUGCAGAGACAGCUGCACUGUUGUGGCAUCCGCGACUACACAGACUGGGAGAAGACAAACUGGUUCCAAGAAACGAAAAACAACAGUGUGCCCCUGAGCUGCUGCAAAGCCAGCAUCAGCAACUGUACGGGGAGCCUGGCUCGUCCCACGGACCUUUAUGGCGAGGGGUGCGAAGCCCUGGUGGUAAAGAAACUGCAGGAGAUCAUGAUGUACGUCAUUUGGGCGGCGCUGGGUUUUGCCGCCAUUCAGCUCUUAGGCAUGCUCUGUGCUUGCAUCGUCCUCUGCCGGAGGAGUCGAGACCCUGCUUACGAACUGCUCAUCACCGGAGGGACCUAUGCGUAGAAGAAGCCGUAGAACCUACACUUGAAUCUCCCGUU